AUGGCCUCCGGGACUUCUCCGUUCAGUGGGGCGCCCCCGGAGUUUCUGCAGGCCCGGAGGCCUGGCAUCUACGAAGACGAGAACGGGAGGACCUGGGUGGCGGUGGUCAUUCGGCUCGGUCCCUCCCAGAGAGCUCUGAGCAGUGUCUCCCCAAGCAUCGCAUGGGAGUCCAGCAUCACAGUCCACCUGUGGCAGAUGCCAGUGCACCCCCAGGAACCCAUGCCCCCCAGCCAGCUGAGCCUGUCCCGGCUGCCCUUCAUGUGGCUUCUGUACUCCAGAAAAAAGUACAAAGCGGCGGAUACCAGGUUCUGGGAGAUAGCGAGCCAUGGCCAGGUCGACUCCAUAGAGGAGCUGGUCCUGACACGGCUGCCGUGGGAGAGUGGCUUGACCCCAGAGAGUGGCUCCUAG
Messenger RNA from Suricata suricatta (meerkat), 408 nucleotides. RefSeq names its product T cell leukemia/lymphoma 1B (gene TCL1B). Gene Ontology annotation, biological process: positive regulation of peptidyl-serine phosphorylation. NCBI's taxonomy places the organism in Eukaryota, Metazoa, Chordata, Mammalia, Carnivora, Herpestidae. The record is from RefSeq and is a predicted model, not a curated record. Bases 1 to 408 code for a protein of 135 amino acids. The transcript is spliced from 3 exons. Gene Ontology annotation, molecular function: protein serine/threonine kinase activator activity.